AUGCAAGUUCAGUACAGGUUCGAUGUGAAGUCCAAGCAGAUGGUGGCAACAUGGCACCGCGACGAUCACUACCCCGGGGAGCUCAUGGCAGUGCCAAGGCCAGGUGCCGUGUAUGAAGACGACGUCGUCCUCCUGGUCACCAUGCUCGGAGGAGACUACGGCACUUCUUACCUGAUGGCCAUGGACGGUCGAGAUCUCUCUCCUUUGGCGGAGGCGCGGUCGCCGUUCCCACUGCCUUUCGGCUCCCACGGAUGCUGGCAGGGAACUGACAAGAGCCGAGGCUGCGUUGGGGAGACCACCGCAGACCCCUUUGGAAAGCCAGCGCAAUUCAAGAAGCGAGCCCUUCAAGUGCUGGUGUGA
Molecule: messenger RNA, 360 nt
Organism: Symbiodinium necroappetens
Lineage: Eukaryota; Dinophyceae; Suessiales; Symbiodiniaceae
Source: the annotation of a GenBank genome assembly